Pantherophis guttatus is the source of this 405-nucleotide messenger RNA. It is a transcript of the gene SEM1, whose product is annotated as SEM1 26S proteasome subunit. Gene Ontology annotation, cellular component: proteasome regulatory particle, lid subcomplex; proteasome complex. Gene Ontology annotation, biological process: proteasome assembly; mRNA export from nucleus; double-strand break repair via homologous recombination. The record is from RefSeq and is a predicted model, not a curated record. Lineage: Eukaryota; Metazoa; Chordata; Lepidosauria; Squamata; Colubridae.
ACGCGUGCCUAUCCCGUCAUUCUCAGCGGAGAGCAGUAGAGUGGGACUCCUUGGAGUAUUCUAGAGCGGCAGGAACAGGCCGAGGCCGAUGAUGUCGGAAAAGAAGCAACCCGUAGAUUUGGGGCUUCUGGAAGAAGACGACGAGUUCGAGGAGUUUCCUGCCGAAGACUGGGCUGGUUUAGAUGAAGAUGAAGAUGCACAUGUGUGGGAAGAUAAUUGGGAUGAUGAUAAUGUGGAAGAUGAUUUCUCUAACCAGUUAAGAACUGGAAAAGCAUUGCUACAAGAUGGAAACAACAUAGCUUCUAAUGCUGCUGUUCUAAUGCUGCUAAUGAUACACCAGUUGGAUAUUAAUGGGUUUCUAUUCACAAAUAAAAGUUCAGUCAAUCCAGGCUACAUAUAACACCA